CAACACUUGGGAGUUGGGCUUACACUAGGUUUACGUGUGUGUGGUUGACGUGAGAUGAGAAGCCCUUAGAAAUGAGUGCAGUGGAAGAACAAGUAGAACGACCGAAGAAGCGAAAUGAUUCAUCUAAAAAACGUUUGUCGAGAUUAGAUUCCGAGGAAAACAAUCCGUGUUUGAAGGAACACCAUUUAUCACUCAAAUGUCUCAAUGACAACAACGCUGAUCAUGAUGCUUGCAGCCUACACUUUAUCAAUUACAAAAACUGCAAAGAUUUUUGGUAUCAAGUAACAAGAGAACGUAGAAGACACGGCGUCACACCCUACCUUCCACCACCUGCAGAGAGACUAAAAAUUAAAGAAGAUUAUUUCAAAGCUAAUUCACCUAAAUAAUUCCUUAAGUAGGGUAACAAUAAACUUGUGCAAUAUGUAUAAUCACAGAAUAAAUACUGUAUUUAGUUGA
Messenger RNA from Diprion similis, 456 nucleotides. Its product is annotated as coiled-coil-helix-coiled-coil-helix domain-containing protein 7. The record is from RefSeq and is a predicted model, not a curated record. NCBI's taxonomy places the organism in Eukaryota, Metazoa, Arthropoda, Insecta, Hymenoptera, Diprionidae. The transcript has 3 exons. The coding region runs from base 72 to 386 and encodes 104 amino acids.